AUGGACAACGUGAAGACACGCAUUCGUAUUAAACACGAUGGUCAUUGCUUCUGGGCGGCGCCCUUCGUCUUCAAAACUUCCUGCCACUUUAAAGUGCACGAUUUUCCAUUUGAUAAGCAGCAGUGUAAACUUAAGUUUGGAUCGUGGCUAUUCACCUCGAAAGACCUUGAUCUGUUCAGAAAGAAUGAAAAGGCUCAAGUUGCAGAAAACAUGCUUGACAACGGCGAGUGGGAUGUGACAUCGAUUGACAUCAAAAAAAAUGUGGUAACAUAUUCUUGCUGUCCGGACGACAAGUACCCUGACAUCACCUUUGUGAUCAACCUUAAGAGGCGGUCGUUGUUUUACACUUACAAUUUGAUCAUCCCUAACUUUCUCAUAGCACUGCUCGCGUUCUUUUCUUUUUACAUCCCUGUGGAGUGCGGAGAGAGAAUUUCGUUCGUGAUCACUGUUCUGUUGAGCAUGACUGUUUUCUUGCUGUUGGUGGCAGAGAGUAUACCGCCUACAUCUGAGGCUGUCCCGGUCAUAGGCAUGUACUAUACCAGUUCCAUUAUCGAGGUCGCUCUUGCACUGGUUGCGACUGGAAUCAGUCUUAAGGUGUAUUACACUUACUUAUACGGGAGCGGUUUGUCGCCCGGCUUGAGGAAAUUCCUCUUCUACCGCCUCGCGCCACUGCUCUGUUUUAAUACCGAAAUCGCUGGCAAAAAGGAACACCGUAAAAAGAAGUCCUGCCUUGGAAAUCCUUUUAAAUUUCUUAAUAAGCUCAGACCAAGCUCUCAGCGAAACAGUGAUCUUUCCAUGUACAAUGUUUCCGUGAACUGCGAUGCAGUUACUCCGCAUGUGCAGAAAAAUGGCGGUGUGAAUUUGGACUCCGUCGAAAUGAGGAAAAGUAAUACCAAGGGUGUUGUAGACUCGCAAGACGAAUUAUCAGACCAGGAAUUACGGCAACGUUUUAAACAAGACGCCGUGUCGGCUGAACUUAAGUCAAUCUGCUCAGUAGUAAAGGAUCAUAAAGACUCGGAGAGGCAUGCCGCCGAAUGCAGAAUUGCAGCUGCCAUUGUGGAUCGAGCUUUUAUGGUUCUGUUUGUCUUGGUCUUUUGCCUCUCUACCCUGGUCAUUCUGUGUUUACCUUUUAUAAACAACUCAUAG
Messenger RNA from Porites evermanni, 1146 nucleotides. The record is from the annotation of a GenBank genome assembly. NCBI's taxonomy places the organism in Eukaryota, Metazoa, Cnidaria, Anthozoa, Scleractinia, Poritidae.